Messenger RNA from Emiliania huxleyi CCMP1516, 1242 nucleotides. RefSeq lists its product as hypothetical. The coding region runs from base 1 to 1242 and encodes 413 amino acids. The transcript is spliced from 2 exons. The record is from RefSeq and is a predicted model, not a curated record. NCBI's taxonomy places the organism in Eukaryota, Haptophyta, Isochrysidales, Noelaerhabdaceae.
AUGCCGCUCACCGACGCCUCCGUGGGGCGGCCGGCACAGUACGAGCCACCUCCACUCUACCGCAUCCGCGCCACAUCGCUCUUUGACGCCGGGCUGCAGCAGGGGCGCAUGGCCGGCACUCGUAUCCGCGGCUGGCUCAGCACGCCCGAGAUGAAGGGCCUGAGAAACUACACGGACAGAGACGGUGCGGCCGGCUUCGCGCAGCUCAAGCGCGACAACGCUGCCACCUUCCCACAGCUGGUCCGGGAGCUGGAGGGCGUGGCUUCGGGCGCUGGCGUGCCGCCCGACGACAUCUGGCGAGCGACGAUGAUCAACGAGCUGGAGAGCCUCCGCUCGACUGCGCCGGGCGCCUGGCACGCGGGGCACUGCUCGGACGUGUACGCAGUCCCUCCCGGCGGGUACAGCGCGGGCUUUGCGCACGGGCACAACGAGGACUGGCCGGGUCCAAUCUGGCAGUACUGGUACUUUGUCGCCUAUUCCGCCGCACCCGGCGCCGACUUUGCCUCGUGCGCCGGCGCAGUCUACCCGGGUGGGCUGCUCGGCUGGGCCGCGUCUUGGAAUGCGCGGGGGCUCUACCUGACGCAAAACUCGCUCUUCCCGAAGCGCAACCUGCCGGGCGGCCUCUCAUCUGCCUUCGUGCAGCGCGCGGCGCUCUGCGGCGCGGGCGGCGGCGAAGCGGCGGCGGGCAGCUUGGACGAGCUCGUCGGCGCGCUGUCCACGCCUCGGGGCGGGCUUGGUUGGUCUUCGGCCGCGUCGCUCAACUUGGUGCACCUCGACAAGCACGCGAGGCGAGAGGUGAGGGAGGAGGAGGUGGCGGGCGAGGGGCGCAGCGGCGGCGGAGGAGCGGCAGGGGCCGCUAACUACUCCCACUUCAACGCCUUCAAGAGCCUCGAGGUCGGAGUCGCCGACGACCCGGAGCCCUCCUCGCGGCACAGGCAGGCGCGCGUCGACGCACUGCCGCCCGUCCGCAGCGCGGCUGACAUCAGGUCGAGGCUGAGCGACGCGCGGGACGAGGCCUUCCCCAUCUACCGCAACAUGACGCUGCACACCCUCGUCCUCGACGGGCCGACCGGCCGGCUCGACGUGUGGUGCUGCGGCAGGAGCGCGGCACACGGCCCGCCCGUCUACCAAUGGGAGCUGCUCCCCUCCUCGCCCUUCUUCGGCUUCGCCGAGCGUCUCCCGGCGCGAGCCCGAGCCGCGAGCGCCGAGCCGCGAGCGGCGGUUACGGCUUACGCGGUUUGA